AGCAUGUGCAGUAUUUGUGAUAGCUAAGGAAAAGGAGCAGGUGAGAGAUCAGAUAUCCCAACAGAUUUUAUUGGAAACACAUGUGCGCCCUUGACCUCCUGUUCUAUAAUUGACCGGAGAGGGGGUCGAAAAGGCUGGAUUGAAAUUCCCCUUCUUUAUCACCAUAUUCUCCUUGGAUCAUUCCCUCACCUCCCCUGACACGAGCACACAGAAACACAGCAGACAAUGGCUGACCCUCUCAGUACGACCAUCACUGUCAUCGCUCUGAUCAAACUGUCAUCAGAGGUGAUUGGGUUCAUCAAGAGUCUUGCCGGUGCGAAGAAGGAUCGCACGCGUCUUCGCGAGGAGAUCCGCUCCUGCGAGUUCAUUCUUCAGCAGAUCAUCGAUGAAAUCGAUGAUGCAGAGCGAGGAACAGCAUGGAUCGCAAAGAAAAAGGCACUCGAGUCCCCUGGCGGUCCGCUGGAUCAAUUGUGGAAGAUUCUCAGCAUCGUCGGGACAAGGCUUACUCCUCAAAAGGGGGCGAAAACAGCACCCAUGUCGAGGAAAUGGCCGUUUACUGCAAAGGAAGUGGAACGGUUCAUAAACGAGAUUCAGCGUGGAAAAACACUGCUUAAUGUGGCUUUGACCAGUGACCAGCGAAAACUAGUUCAGGACAUUGGAAACAGUCGACUGCAACAAGGAAAGCAAGUCAGUAACAUCGAGAGAAUCGUCAAUACCAUGGGUCAAGAGCAACAGGACUACGGCCAAACCAUCCUGGAAUGGAUCACUCCUGUCGACUAUGCUGCCCAACAAACAGACAUUCUCAAUCGACGACAAAGAGGCACGGGCAAUUGGCUGCUGGACACGGACGAGUUCCAGCAGUGGGUAGACGGAGAGAAACGGACGUUAUUCUGUCAGGGAGCGCCAGGAGCUGGUAAGACUACACUGACAUCGGUUGUCGUUGAUCACCUGGAGCGGAAAUUCACCAAGAACGACGGUAUCUGCACUGUCUAUCUCUACUGCAACUUCCGACGCCAUAGCGAGCAGAAAGUGGAAGAUCUCAUGGCCAGUCUCUUGCGACAGUUGUCGCAUGCCCAUUUGCGCAUGCCACAGAGUGUCAAGGCACUGUAUGAGCUGCACAAACCCAAGGGAACACGACCCUCUCUUGAUCAAAUUUCCAGAGCUGUGCAUUCACUCGCUAGUCAAUUCUCCAAGGUCUUUGUUGUCGUUGACGGACUGGAUGAAUGCCAGGUGUCGGGUGAUGCACAGGAAAAACUAAUCGAGGAAAUAUUCAGCCUUCAAGCUGAGUCGGCAGUGAAUUUUCUCGCUACAUCACGAUCCAACGCAAACAUCGUCAGGCGGUUUGAAGGAAAGCCGUCGCUGGAGAUUCGUGCCAAUGCAGAGGACGUGGAAAAAUACCUGCAGAGUCAUAUGGGGAUCCUCCCAUCGUUCGUUUCGCUGGAACGCAACCAGAAGCUGCGAGAGGAUAUCAUAGCCCAAAUCAUCAAAGCUGCUGAUGGAAUGUUCCUUCUUGCCCAACUCUAUCUGGAUUCAUUGGUUGGUAAAAAGUCUGCUCGAGCCAUUCGCACUGCCUUGGAAGGUUUCCAAAACAGAUCCGAUGUAUAUGACUCUGCCUAUGACGAGGCCAUGGAACGGGUAGAAUGUCAGAUACCAGACCAGAGAGACAUGGCCAAGCAAGUUCUGUCAUGGGUUACCUGUUCCAGGAGACAGCUGACUAUUCUCGAACUACAGCAUGUCUUUGCUGUCGAGAAUGGCGAUCCUGGAAUUGACAUGGAGAACAUGCCAGAAGUAGACGAUAUGGUUUCUGUCUGCGCAGGCCUGGUCACUGUCGACGAACAAAGUGGCAUCAUUCGACUGAUCCACUCCACGACACAGGAAUAUCUCGAGAGAACCUGGACAGCCUUCUUCCCUGAUGCCCACCAGGAAAUUGUCUCCAAAUGCGUGACCUAUCUUUCGUUUGAUGCUUUUGAGAGCGGACAGGUUCAUACCAAGGAGAAACUGAAGGCGCGGCUACAACAGUACCCCUUUUACAGCUAUGCCGCGCAGAACUGGGGACAUCAUGCUCGCGAAGCUUCCGCAGCAGGAGAAUCAAUCAUCAAGUUUCUUGAGAGUGGAUCGAAGCGCUGCGCCUCCUACCAAGCCCUUCUGUAUUAUCAAGGACGGGCAACAGUCUCAGAUGGCGAGGUGACAUACCGGCCCUACAAACUCAGCCGACACUUCACACAAUACUUUUUGGAGGGAGCAAAGAUGUCGGCAAUGCAUCUGGCGGCAUUCUUUGGGCUGAAGGAAGCAGUAGUAACUCUACUCGAAAGGGGCCACAUUUCAGAGUCAGGCGAUGGACAAACCCCACUGUCCCUUGCAGCAGAGAACGGUCAUGAGGCAGUAGUCAAGCUUCUGUUGGACCAGAAUAUUGACCCGGACUCGGUAGAUUUGGACGGCCGAACCCCAUUAUGCCGGGCAGCAGAAAAUGGCCACUGCAGCAUCAUCAAACUUCUGCUCCAGAAGAACGCAAACCCAGAGUUUAAGAGUCAUAAUGGCCAAACUCCACUGUCGCUGGCUGCUGAGAAUGGCCAU
Molecule: messenger RNA, 2574 nt
Organism: Aspergillus wentii DTO 134E9
Lineage: Eukaryota; Fungi; Ascomycota; Eurotiomycetes; Eurotiales; Aspergillaceae
Exons: 4
Molecular function (GO): protein binding
Source: RefSeq, a predicted model, not a curated record